Messenger RNA from Penicilliopsis zonata CBS 506.65, 1530 nucleotides. RefSeq lists its product as hypothetical. The transcript has a single exon. NCBI's taxonomy places the organism in Eukaryota, Fungi, Ascomycota, Eurotiomycetes, Eurotiales, Aspergillaceae. The record is from RefSeq and is a predicted model, not a curated record. Bases 1 to 1530 code for a protein of 509 amino acids.
AUGAAGUGGUGUCUUCUCUCCCUGCUGGCUGCCAGUGCGGCUGGCUCGCCCCUCGCCUCUUCCCCCUCCUCCACCAGCGCCCAGAACGACAAGCUGGAUCGGAAUGCCAACCAUAUCUUCAACGCCAUCCACUCCUCGAUGCGGCAGUGGGGGUCUUCCCUGCACCACAACGGCAUGUCCUUUUUCCUUGCCCAUCUGCCAGCCGGCACGCACUUCUACCACGGCACCUCGCACUCGCAGCCCGUGACGGGAACCGAAUGGCUGGCCUUUGAGCCCGAGCAUGCCAUGGUUUUCGCCAGCCGUGGAUUUGGGGGCCCUCCGAAGAAUAAACCCGGCCCGCCGGGCGGUCAGGAACCGAUGCAGGUGGUGGAGGAGGAGGAGGAGGAGGAGGAGGAGACUGAGAACAAGGGAUAUCUGCAUACGUACGCGGCGGCAAAGGAUCUCCGGCUGCUGUAUAUCGACGGCAUGUCCGCCGCCAAGACCGGCCUGGGGACGCUCGACUCGCAGGACCAUCUCCUCCUGAACGACGAACUGGGCAGGGGAAACAACGGCGGGCGCGGCGGGAUGGGCGGCGGCGAGCGCGAACGGGCGGUCGAGAUGUGUCGGAUGGCCCGCGAGGACUGGGUCGGUCGGAUCGAUGGCAUCCUGCGCAUGGAGGCCGGGUUCGAGAUCAUCCUGUGCGACUUCGGCAGGGAUCUGGAGACUGUGAGUAUCAGCCAGGUCAAGCGGAGAGAGCGUGGUUCUGGCGGAGGACCCGGUGGUUCGGGCAACUUCAACUCGUGGAUGAAAGCCAUCGCCGACCGGUACGACAGCAUCGGCGGCCACCGGGUGAGUCUGGACUUCGACCACUUUGUCACCGCGUACUCGUACCCCCUGGACCUGUUCCCCGACAAGAGCUUCCCGUUGCCUCGCCUGGAACACAUCCCUGCCGCCGAGCUGGACCGAGUGCGUGCCGACCUCGACGCCAUGAUUCUCACCCGGUCCCCGUCCGCAGACAACUUUGACUGGCAAGCCGUGACGGACAUGAUCGUCAAGCGCUACGCUCUCGAGCUGCGGUUCCUUGCCUCGGGCAACCUGACCACGCUGGAAUCUCUGCAGGGGGAGGUCGAGCGCGUGCUCUCCCCCUUCAUCGACCAGAGCGACAGCUACGAGAACGAGUUCCGCCGCGACACCGUCACGGCCGAUCGCUGCGCACGCCAGUUCAUCUCCAGCCGGGCCCCGCAGGAGAGCUACGCUGCCCAGGCCGUCUACAGGGUCGCCCAUGCCGUCUGCGCGACCCUCGUCGCCGUCUCGCGCGAGGAAAGCUACCCUGCCGCCCUGGGUACCCUCCACCGGCUCAUCGACUGGCUGGCCUGGUCCACCUGGAAACAGUGCAACGGAUGCGCCGACAACGAGAUCUGCGUCGUCCCCAUCUGGCCAGAGGGCUCUCUCGAGGACUACCAGCACCCUCAGUGCCGUGAGGCCUUGCAUCCUUUUGUGGGCGGAGAGCGCUACUGGGGGGGAGGCUUCCAUCGCCGGGAUGAACUUUGA